Hyaloscypha bicolor E is the source of this 1667-nucleotide messenger RNA. RefSeq names its product cytochrome P450. The record is from RefSeq and is a predicted model, not a curated record. Gene Ontology annotation, molecular function: oxidoreductase activity, acting on paired donors, with incorporation or reduction of molecular oxygen; heme binding; monooxygenase activity. Bases 78 to 1586 code for a protein of 502 amino acids. Lineage: Eukaryota; Fungi; Ascomycota; Leotiomycetes; Helotiales; Hyaloscyphaceae. The transcript has 6 exons.
CGCCAUCCUUCUCUUCUCAGUCUGUGAUAUGGAGGGUUACCAGAAUUCCAACUUGCACUACUAGAAACCGCGUCAGUAUGGGUACGACCAGCGACUUUGCCAUCAAAGCUGUCCCCUCGGUGUUCGAGUUGGGUCUUAUCUGGUACAUUGUCAACAUAGUCCGUUCAUAUCUGCGGCUUCGGCACUUCACAGGCCCGACUAUUGCUGGCUUCUCCAACCUAUGGGUAUUCUCGUCCACUCUUCGGGGGGAGCUUAACGAGAGGACAGCAGAGAUAUUAAAAGGAAAUGGGCCCCUAGCUCGUAUCGGCCCAAACCUUUUGGUCACAAACGAUGCCGAUCUACUUCGCCUUAUGAGUAGUGCGAGAUCUACAUACUCACGGGCGCCAUGGUACGACGGCAUGAGGCUCGAUCCGAGAGUUAACAAUGUCAUUUCGGAGAGAAAUGAUAAACGGCAUAAUGCACUCCGUGCCAAGAUGGCUUCCGGUUACUCUGGCAAAGAAAAUCCGGGAUUGGAACAGUCUAUAGAUGACCGGUGCGAAGACUUGAUUGGGCUCAUUCGGAAGAAAUAUCUUUCCUCUGAGAACCUUCUACGCAAGCUUGAUUUCGCCCAGAUAUCGCAAUAUUUUACCAUGGAUGUUCUCACUGAUGUAGCGUUUGGAGCUCCUUUUGGAUAUCUUGAAAAGGAUGAGGACGUUCAUGAUUACAUCAAGACAAUUCGAGCUUUCAUGCCGGUGCUAGAGCUACAAACAAACCAUCCAACAAUCAAUUUCUUGAUGAGCAGCCGACUAGUUCAAGCAAUGGCAGCGCCCACAGCAAAGGAUAGGACUGGGAUGGGUGCUGUUAUUGGUGUUGCUCAAAAGGUUGUCGCCCAGCGCUUUGGAGAGAAGAAAAUAGAACUUGAUGACAUGCUCGGGUCAUUUGUUCGCCAUGGCCUCACUCAACAAGAAUGCGAAUCCGAGAGUUUACUUCAGAUCAUGGCAGGCGCGGAUUCCACCGCCACAGCAAUGCGUAGCACGUUCCUACACAUUAUCACAAAUCCUUCAGUCUACCAUAAAUUAAACAGCGAAAUCACUUCGGCGGUGAAAGAGGGUCGCAUCUCAACCCCCGUAAUCCGUGACGCUGAAGCAAGGGCGCUGCCAUAUUUGCAGGCUUGCAUCAAGGAGGGUCUUCGGAUUUGGCCUCCUCUGACUGGGCUAACAACGAAAAUGGCUCCACCUGAAGGUGAUCAUUUCAAAGGAAUAUUCAUUCCGGGCAACACUGAAAUAGCAUAUUCGGCUUGGGGAGUGCAACGCCAUACAGGUACAUAUGGAGAAGAUGUCGAUAUGUUUCGUCCGGAGCGAUGGCUGGAGGCAACAGGGGAGACGUUGCAGAAAAUGGAGAGAUCACAAGAGCUAGUUUUUGGUUCGGGAAGGUAUGGGUGUUUGGGAAAGUCGGUUGCUUUUGUGGAGCUCAAUAAGGUUUAUGUUCAGUUGUUACGAAAUUUCGACUUCGCGGUUAUUAACCCCAUUACACCAAUGAAGACGAGAUGUAACGGAAUCUUUUUGCAGAAGGAUAUGUUUGUUAGGGUCUCAGAGCGGGCCCGGUAAUAAAAUUACGUCCGAAGGGAGGCUCUCUCCCUUGAUCUACUAGACUACCACAAUAGCCAGACCCUAAUGGCAUCUUCGCCG